CAGAGGAAAGUGAACCAUGAGAGGAAACCUUACCGGUGUGUCAUCCCAAAACAUGGCGUUUACUGACUGCGUGAAACCCACUGAGCUGCUCGCAGACAAGAAGGGGAUCAAGAGGAAAAACUGGAGAAACAGAAUAAGAUUUCUCCUGAAGUCAAACUCUUCUCAUUCGAUCCUGCACCAGAAGAGAAACAGAUCGUACAGGCCAAGCGCUGAUGACGUGAACCAAUGGGCGCAGUCGCUUGACAAGCUACUCAGUCAUACAUACGGAAAAGCCGCCUUUUGUAUCUUCCUAAAAUCUGAGUUCUGCGAAGAGAACAUCGAGUUUUGGACAGCCUGUGAAGACUUCAAGACGCUCACGUCACACAAAGAGCUGGUGUCCAAGGCCAACAACAUGUACGAGGAGUUUAUUAAAAGUGAAGCUCCCAAAGAGAUAAACUUGGACUACCACACCAAAAACGCCAUCGUCCAGAGCCUCCAUGAGCCCACCGAAACUAGCUUCCUGGCAGCUCAAAGGAAAGUUUACAGCCUGAUGGAGAAUAACUCGUACCCCAGAUUUAUCCACUCCGACCUCUACAAAGAACUGUGUGCAGCUGCCAGGGGAGAGGGCAAGCACAUUAAGUCCUAGUCAAACCAGACAGCCGCUCCUGAAGUCAUUUGUUUACCGCUGUGACUGUGAAUAGACUGCAGAUAAUGUUCAUUCCAGACACUGCCUUGGAAUAAUAGACCCGAAUGCAAAUUCCAAGCAUAAACAUUAACAGAGAGUGUGGAAAAUGCAAAAGCCGAAAGCAUUUCUAGUCAGUCCUGCUGAGAGCUUUUCAACAAGGAAGCUGGGAUGAUUAGGAUGGAUUGGAUGCCGUAUGGUGCUGCAGGCGGUGCAGACACCAUUGCUACCAGAUGGGAUUAAGGUUAGAUUUUCAUCACUGGAGCUUCACCUGCACUUUCUUUAUUACACUAUCUGUUUGGUAUUUUAAGCAAUGAUGCUAUUUGAGAAACUGCUGUUGUAGAGCCACUGCAUUCAAAGCUUAAAGUCUGUAAAACUCUGCACGACUUGCCUCACGUUAAACCGACAGUGCUGUCAGAAUGUAUUUUCUGUAAUGACGUCCACUUGAAGACUCUGGACAGGAGUCAUUCACACUUCCUAUGUAGCCUUGCUGUUUAUUUUCCUGCUGUAUGUGCAGCAGUUUACACAGAAAAUAUAUAUUUAUUAUUAACAUCCACGGUUUCCACUGAUGGCUGCGUUUGGCCUGAAACUACUGUGACAAUGUUAUACACUGUAAAGAUUUUGAUAUUGCUUCAAGUGUUUAAUGUCAAUGUAAGCUUGGUGCAGCUGGACUGCUUGUGAAAUAAAAAUGUAUUCUUCAAUGCCGAAA
Molecule: messenger RNA, 1370 nt
Organism: Stegastes partitus (bicolor damselfish)
Lineage: Eukaryota; Metazoa; Chordata; Actinopteri; Pomacentridae
Product: regulator of G-protein signaling 5-like
Exons: 5
Coding region: 17-625 (202 amino acids)
Source: RefSeq, a predicted model, not a curated record